Molecule: messenger RNA, 1297 nt
Organism: Cyprinus carpio (common carp)
Lineage: Eukaryota; Metazoa; Chordata; Actinopteri; Cypriniformes; Cyprinidae
Product: CD209 antigen-like protein C
Source: RefSeq, a predicted model, not a curated record
UGGUUACACAAACACAGAUGAGGAACACAACACAGUCCACCACGGGAGAGAAACUAGUGUUAGAUUAUUGACACUGAAACUAUCAUAAAGUGAACAAAAAUAUAGAAAAAGGAAAAUGAACAGAGAACAUGGGAAAAGCGUCAAUGAUAUCUAUGAAAAUGACUUUGUUACAAAAGGAACAUUUGGAAAAAGGACCACAGACAGUCACACAACGAGAAUCCAGUCAUCUGAACUCACAGGAAGUGAUGAUGUGAUGAUCAGAUACUCCAGAGCAGCUGCAGUAGUGUUUGUGCUGCUGUGUGUUCUUCUGCUGACUGCACGCAUAAUACUGUGUGCCACCUUCACUCAAGAGAGACAACAGCUACUAACUAAGAUCACCAACCUCACAGAAGAGAGAGAACAGCUACUAACUAAGAUCAUCAACCUCACAGAAGAGAGAGACCAGCUGAAAUCAGAAAAAAAUGAACUUCAGAAGUGUGUUGCGGAUGGAUGCCAGGGCCAUCAAUCCAGUCUUUACUUCAUUUCCUCUGAGACGAAGACCUGGAAUGAGAGCAGAAGAUACUGUAGAGAGAGAGCAGCAGAUCUGAUCAUCAUCAACAACACAGAGGAACAAGAUUUUGUGAAGAACAUUACUGGUAGCUCUGAAUAUUUCUGGAUUGGUCUGACUGAUAUUGAAGUGGAGGGCAGAUGGAAAUGGGUUGAUGGCAGCAACAUGACCUUACCUGGGUUCUGGGCGUCUGGAGAGCCAAACGGCUAUCGGGGAAAAGAGGAAGACUGUGCUCUAAAUUUUUCACCAGGAUGUGCUGAUUUUCCAUGUGAUUAUACGUCUAAAUGGAUCUGUGAGAACAAUAUUUUUAAAUGACACAUUAUAUAUGAGUGCAUUAUGAAUAUCUAUGUGUUAUGAUCCCAUCUGUUCUGUUUUUCUUGUCUGUCUUUGGAUUUAUCUUGUCUGGAUUUAUGUUUAUUUUAAAUGUUUAAAUAAAUGUUUGUGACUGCACUUAGAUUCUCUAAUUCUGAAGCAGCUGCGUUACAAUAUAUCUGUUAAACAUCAAGUCUUGUGUUUAGUCAUUUUGCCAGGUUUUAUUUGAAUGCAACUUCAAUUAGAUUAUUCAGUAAAACAAUAAAAACAAAAACCAUUUUAAUAUUUCAACUUCCAUGAUAAACUAAUCACUUUGUUUUGAAUGUUUAGUCAAACAUUGUCACAUCUGAAGAUCAAAACUAAAAUCUGAAAAACAACAGCGAUGUUUCUACAGACUGAAAUAAUAUCAGUAACACACUGAUAUAAUAGAAAUAUUCA